UUCCCCACAACUCACACGUAGUAACUACUCUCCUCUCUAAAUAUCCUCUCCUUCUCGGCAAAUAAACACCAUUUUCACUUCCUCAUGGCUUCUGCAACUUCUAAUUUCUUCCUUUUCUGUCUUAUUAUUUUCUGCAAUUUUCUCGGAACCUUAACCGCUCGGGAAAUUCGUAGUAAUAAUAACACAAAUUCCUUUCCUCUUACCUCAACUUCCUUGUCUCGCGGCGGUUAUCGGCGGCUCGGUGACGUGGCGGCGGGGACGACGUCGUUUAACUACAAGUCGAGUUUCAAGUAUUCGAUGGCUCUGGUGGUGACGCUUCCGAUAGGGACGCCGGCGCAGGCUCAGGCGAUGGUUUUGGACACCGGGAGCCAGCUGUCAUGGAUUCAGUGCCACAAGAAAGCUCCGCCAGCGAAGGCGCCGCCGACGACGUCGUUUGACCCGUCGCUGUCGUCUUCGUUCUCGGUCCUCCCCUGUAACCACCCCGUGUGUAAACCGAGAAUUCCCGAUUUUACCCUCCCGACUACGUGCGACCAGAAACAGCUCUGCCACUAUUCCUACUUCUACGCCGAUGGUACUUACGCGGAGGGCAAUCUCGUCAGGGAAAAAGUUUCGUUUUCCGAUUCCCAGACUACCCCUCCUUUGGUCCUCGGUUGCGCGACGGAGUCCGGCCAGGCUGAGGGCAUUUUGGGAAUGAACCGUGGUCGCCUCUCCUUCGCCUCCCAAGCUAAGGUACAGAGAUUCUCUUACUGUGUGCCAGUCCGACAAGGUGACCAUGCAAUAAAGCCCACCGGAACAUUCUAUCUCGGUCAGAACCCAAACUCCGGCACGUUUCACUACAUAAACAUGCUAACAUUCUCCCGGAGUCAACGCAUGCCCAACCUCGAUCCCCUGGCAUACACCGUCGCCCUGUCAGCGAUUAAAAUCGGCGGCAAGAAGCUCAACAUCCCGCCUGCCGUCUUCCGCCCCGACGCCGGCGGCUCUGGCCAGACCAUGAUAGAUUCCGGCACGGAGUACACUUUUCUGGUGGAAACAGCCUACAACGCGAUCCGGGAAGAAGUGGUUCGCCUCGCCGGAGCAAAGAUGAAGAAGGGGUACGUCUACGGCGGGAGCCUGGACAUGUGCUUCGACGGCAACAAUCCGGCGGAGAUCGGAAACUUAAUCGGCGACAUGGCCUUCGAAUUCGACGACGGGGCGGAGAUUCUGAUCGGGAAGGACAGGAUUCUGGACGGCGUGGGCCGUGGAGUCCACUGCCUUGGCAUCGGACGGUCAGAAUCGCUUGGGGUGGCAAGUAACAUCAUUGGAAACUUCCAUCAGCAAAAUCUUUGGGUGGAAUUUGACUUGGUUGGUCAACGAGUGGGGUUCGGAAAAGCUGACUGUAGCAGGGCUUAGUCCACUGGCAAUACUAUACUAAACUCGUCACAUAAAAAUUUACAGUCGUUAUCAAGAGAAAGUACGUUAUAAGUAAAAAUGACCAAAAAUAUUGAUGUGUGAGAAUUAAAAUUGUACGUGAUCUCUUAUAGGGUGUCGGGGACGUUGUGAGAACAAGUAUAUAUAGUUUAAAGUAUUUAGCUUGUAGUAUUGUAUAUAUAUUUGGAUAUGCUAACAAUAUUGGAUCAUGAUGUUAUUAGAGUUUGAUAAAUAACUCUUUAUGUUUAUUGAUCACUUUUUUACAAACCAUAUUAAUACUACCUGUUGGUUCAGUAA
Molecule: messenger RNA, 1704 nt
Organism: Ipomoea triloba (trilobed morning glory)
Lineage: Eukaryota; Viridiplantae; Streptophyta; Magnoliopsida; Solanales; Convolvulaceae
Product: aspartic proteinase PCS1-like
Exons: 2
Coding region: 85-1389 (434 amino acids)
Biological process (GO): proteolysis
Molecular function (GO): aspartic-type endopeptidase activity
Source: RefSeq, a predicted model, not a curated record